Molecule: messenger RNA, 1377 nt
Organism: Engraulis encrasicolus (European anchovy)
Lineage: Eukaryota; Metazoa; Chordata; Actinopteri; Clupeiformes; Engraulidae
Product: MANSC domain-containing protein 4-like
Exons: 3
Coding region: 1-1377 (458 amino acids)
Biological process (GO): epidermis development; extracellular matrix organization; epithelium development
Cellular component (GO): plasma membrane
Molecular function (GO): serine-type endopeptidase inhibitor activity
Source: RefSeq, a predicted model, not a curated record
AUGACUGUUACAUGGAGUUUAUUCACAAUUCUGAGUUUGAUUGCAUACACGGAAACAAAGUGCUCCCCGACCUCAUAUUACAAAAACUGUUGGAUUAAGCGUUUCCCGGGUCUUUUCAUCGAUGUAGACGAGUCCCAAAGAAGAGGUGCACAACUUCUCAAGACGUACCAAGAGGACACAGCGCUGAAAUGCAGCAGAAGUUGUUGCCUCACGCGAAAUUUCUCCUGUAACCUGGCCGUCUUCCACUACAAUACAUCUCGGGAGGAGGUCAACUGCUUUCACCUUCACUGUCCCUCGUUAGAAUGCUGCAUCCUCCGACAAAGGCGCAAUGCCAUUUUGUACAAUGUCACAAAAGGUGUGGAUCCCGACCUCUUGGUGUUUGGCAAGUCCUUCAGUCCUAACGUGCGUCUGUGGCCCCACAUGGCCUCCUCCAGACUGAACGGCUCGGAGCCGGUGGUGGUCUCCGACAAGCGCCAGUUCAACCGCCCCGCAGUGCCUGCCAUCCAGCCCCCUCCCCUCACCCCUGCACCAGUGAAAUGGCCAACAACACAUUCCCCUAAGACCUCCACAAAGCUCCCCCUCACCUCCACAAGUCCAACAAGAUCCACACAGGAGCCAACCACCACCAUGGGCGCCACAUCCCCAGGCAAGAGCAGUGCCCGUGCCACCUCCCCUGGCCAGACCGCCCCUCAACUUUCAAGCUCAACGUCUUCCAAUAGUGCUCCAAUACCUCUGCAUGGGAUGCCUGUUUCCCAAAGAGUAACCUCAUCACGAAAUCCAUUCACCUCACUGCGGCAGACCAAGUCCAGACCACCACACAAUACUCCGGUUUCACAGAGCACACUGACGCCUUUCCAGCAAACCACUUCUGUGUCUCCUCCACACAGAACGCCAGCUUCCCUGCACGCAAGUCAACUACGCCAGCACACAACUCCCACUAUGCCCCACCACCACCACACCACUCCAGAAGCUCCUGGUACCCCCCUCUCCCAAACAACCACCACCCCCAUCCAAAAAUCACCGCUGUUUACUGGGACCAGAAACCUGACCACAGUGGCAGCUCCUGCGAACGUGGAGAGCGGCGGGCAGCUGUACCCCAACGAUACAAAGGGCUAUGUCAGCCGGAACCACACGGCCGGAACCCCCGAGGUUCCGCAACCCGAGGACUUGUCUCCCAUGUGGUACCUGGCCGCCAACACCCUGCUGGUAGCCGUGGCGACGUGCUCGGCCGUGCUGGUGGGGUGCUGCUGCGGCGUGGUGGUGGCCGUCAGCUGGCGGGGGCGCAGGAGGAAGAAGGGGCGCUACAGGACGGCCGGGAGGGGCAAGAGGCGCUCCAUGAGACUCGUCAAGUACGUCAUAGUCAGGGAGAGCCUGUGA